AUGAUAACCACCGAUCAAGAAACCACAUUUACAAGUGCGAAGGUCAGGGCCUUUACGGCUCAGUAUGGGAUCCAACUACUUCACUUCUCCCCUUAUUAUCUUCAGGCUAACGGAAAAGCCAAAAUGACAAACAAAGUUUUGAUUUCUAUUAUCAAGAGGGCGUUGGAGGACAAUCCGAGAGGUUGGCACGAUACUUUGGAGGAGGCACUAUGGACAUAUAGGAAUGUUAAAUCCUUUAUAAUCGGCAGCAUCCCUUACAGGCUGACCUACGGCCAUGACGAUGUGCUUCCGUUAGAGAUUAUAGUGUCUUCUCUCCAAAUUUUGGAAGAUGAACCAGCUGCCGAUGGAAGAGCAGGACCAGACUUUCUCCAGGAGCUCGACGCUUUGCCCGAAGAGAGACUGCAAGCUCUUGAACGCAUUCAACAUAAAAAAAAUGAAGGCUGA
This is a messenger RNA of Andrographis paniculata, 444 nucleotides long. RefSeq lists its product as uncharacterized. The record is from RefSeq and is a predicted model, not a curated record. Gene Ontology annotation, biological process: DNA integration. Gene Ontology annotation, molecular function: nucleic acid binding. The coding region runs from base 1 to 444 and encodes 147 amino acids. Lineage: Eukaryota; Viridiplantae; Streptophyta; Magnoliopsida; Lamiales; Acanthaceae. The transcript has a single exon.